Canariomyces notabilis is the source of this 2103-nucleotide messenger RNA. RefSeq names its product glycosyltransferase family 4 protein. The record is from RefSeq and is a predicted model, not a curated record. The transcript has 6 exons. NCBI's taxonomy places the organism in Eukaryota, Fungi, Ascomycota, Sordariomycetes, Sordariales, Chaetomiaceae. Gene Ontology annotation, molecular function: glycosyltransferase activity. The coding region runs from base 1 to 2103 and encodes 700 amino acids.
AUGGCGUUCGAAAAGGGUCGCAAGUUCUCGACGGGCACUUCGGUGCACCGAAAGCGUCAGAUGAGCACUUUGGUCGAGAAGGAGGGUCAAUUCGGUCCUGCUCUCACGACGCUCUAUCUGGGUAUUUCGGCUGUGUUCUCUGAUGAUCACACAGCCGUAGUUGCCCUAGCCAUCCAUGACACAGUCUAUUUGGUGGAUUUCUCGGUGAAGCAUAUCGUGCUUGAUGACGCCAUGAAGAUGGGUGCCGACCUUAUCGCCGACUAUGUCAUUUCUGAGGUUGAGAAGUAUGAGCACGAGAACUUCUCCAAGUUCAUCGGCGCCGGUCUCCCAACGACGCUCAAGUAUAUGAGCCCCAGCUUGUGCUCCCGACUCUGGCUGGAGCUGGACAUUGUGCCCAUCGUGAUGCGUCCGGACGACGAGCACAAGGAGAAGUCGUUCUGGGACGUCAAGCGCGUUGAUGAGCAGGCAGAUUCCAUGGCACGCAAGUGCAUCAUGAAUUUCGGCCCUUCUCUUGUCCCUCUUCUGCAAGUCGGAUGGAGGGGUGUUGUCCAGACGGAUGCUGGCUUCCGCGCCCACCUUACCACUGUCCAGAAUCACAAGGACACAUGCGGCCAUGCUACGUGGGAAACCAUGUUGACGUACGCGAAGAAGCUCAGGGGCAACAAGACCAAGAUUGCCUUCUUCAGCUCUACUCCUCAGGGCGGUGGUGUCGCUCUCAUGCGACACGCACUGGUACGAUUCUCCCGCCUUAUGGGUGUCGAUUUGACCUGGUACGUGCCGAAACCCCGGCCCGGUGUAUUCCGCAUCACCAAGAACAUCCACAACAUCCUGCAAGGCGUUAGCCAUCCGGACCAACGCAUCUCCGCCGAGGAGAAGCAGGCCAUCAUUGACUGGAUCACCGAAAAUGCGAACCGAUACUGGUUCUCCGAGGGCGGUCCUCUCCGUACACCGGAGGAGGGUGGUGCUGAUGUCGUGAUCAUUGAUGACCCGCAAAUGCCUGGACUCAUUCCUCUGAUUAAGAAAGUCACCCCGGACCGUCCGGUUCUGUACCGAUCUCACAUCCAGAUUCGGAGCGACCUGGUCGCCAAGGCUGGCUCGCCGCAGGCGGACAUAUGGGAUUUCCUUUGGAGCAACAUUCAGGGAUGCGACAUGUUCAUCAGCCACCCCAUUCCCAUCUUUGUCCCCCACACAGUCCCUCGUGAGAAGGUCGUCUAUCUGCCCGCUACUACCGAUUGGUUGGAUGGCCUCAACAAGCAUCUCAACAAGUGGGAUGCCGGCUACUAUGGCCACAUCUACAAUGUCGCCUGCCAUUCGCAGCGCAUGACUGAGCUCAAUUGGCCCGCCCGCAAGUACAUCAUCCAGGUUGCUCGUUUUGAUCCUUCCAAGGGCAUCCCUACCGUGAUCGACUCGUACGCCGAGUUCCGCCGGCGGUGCGAGCAGGCCGGCAUCGUUGACGUGCCCCAGCUCGUCGUCUGCGGCAAUGGCUCAGUCGAUGACCCCGAUGCUAGUUUGAUUUAUGAUCAGACCAUGAGCCAGCUCGAGACAUACUACCCAGACCUUGUCAAGGACGUCAGCGUCAUGCGUCUUGAUCCCAAUGACCAGCUCAUCAACACUCUUCUCGCCAACGCCCAUGUGGUUCUCCAGCUCUCGACCCGCGAGGGCUUUGAGGUCAAGGUGUCUGAGGCUCUCCACGCCGGCCGCCCCGUCAUCGUGAGCAAUACUGGUGGUAUCCCUCUGCAGGUCAAGGACAAGGUCAACGGCUUCCUUGUUACACCGGGCGAUUGGAAGGCUGUUGCCACCCACUUGAUUGAGCUCUUUACGGAUGACGCACUCUGGAAGAAGAUGAGCCAAGCGGCCGCGACAGGUGUCUCGGAUGAAGUUGGCACUGUCGGGAAUGCACUUGCGUGGUUCUACCUCGCUGCCAAGUGGAACGAGGUUGGUGUCGAGAAGCACGGCAAGGGAGGCCUGAAGGGUAACGAGAAGUGGGUCAACGACAUGGCGCGCGAAGAGGCCGGGUUCCCUUAUGCUGAGGGCGAGAACCGUUUGCCCAGACAUUUCACGCAGACCAAGGAUGUUCCAGUUCAUCCGAAGCCUGCUGCCUGA